GAUAUGGCCGGGAGGCAUAUCUAGAAAGCAUGGCGUCUGUUGCCUCACCGUAUCCAUUGUCGCUGCGACCUUCCAUCUGCCACUUCACAGCUUUAUCCAAUAGGAAAGGUCCACGAAAUCCGAAUACUAGUUUCCAUGUUCUGGCGCGAGACAUAGCUACUGAGGCUCUUGGUUCGGUUUCUUCAGGUACAAAACAUAAUGUACUAUGUUGCAAGAACAGCCAACAGCAGCACCGAGAAUCACGUUUUCGGGUACAAGAAGGAUUCGGGGCAAAAAGAAGGGAUUUUGUGCUUCAGAUGGCUGCUACUGCAACUUUUCCGUUGAUCAUUCCAAAUGCAUUGGCUGAGAAGGAUGUGCCAGAGAAUUUUCGUCUUUAUACUGACGACGUGAACAAGUUCAAGAUACUGAUUCCUCAAGAUUGGCAAAUAGGGGCAGGAGAGCCUAAUGGAUUUAAAUCAAUUACAGCUUUCUACCCAGAAGAGGCGUCAAAUUCAAAUGUCAGCGUUGUGAUUACGGGGCUUGGAGCGGAUUUUACCAGGAUGGAGUCUUUCGGCAAAGUCGAUGCUUUUGCUGAGACUCUGGUUAAUGGACUGGAUAGAAGCUGGCAAAGGCCUCCAGGUGUGGCAGCGAAACUCAUAGACUGUAAAGCCUCAAAUGGGAUUUAUUACAUUGAGUAUUCGCUACAAAAUCCUGGUGAAAGUCGCAGACGUUUGUUUUCAGCAAUUGGGAUGGCAUCCAAUGGCUGGUACAAUAGACUAUAUACUGUGACAGGACAGUUCAUGGAGGAAGAAUCAGAGAAAUACAGCUUCAACAUUGAGAAGGCGGUAGCAUCCUUCAGGUUUAUUUGAAAAAAUACUAACUAGAAGAUGAAGAUUUGGUUUUGUGUUCUUGCUCACUAGUUUUGUAUAUCAAACAUGUUGCACUGAAAAUUUGUUUAGAUUGGUCCCCAUGAAUGAUAUUCAAGUAAAUUCGAUGUA
Messenger RNA from Corylus avellana, 977 nucleotides. Its product is annotated as Photosystem II reaction center PsbP family protein. The record is from RefSeq and is a predicted model, not a curated record. Gene Ontology annotation, cellular component: photosystem II oxygen evolving complex; extrinsic component of membrane; photosystem II. Gene Ontology annotation, biological process: photosynthesis. Gene Ontology annotation, molecular function: calcium ion binding. NCBI's taxonomy places the organism in Eukaryota, Viridiplantae, Streptophyta, Magnoliopsida, Fagales, Betulaceae.